AAACGAUCCAAGAAACUCAAAGUAACCCAAUCAACAUGCGUCUCCUGCUCGUCCUCUCCGUUGUCCUGGCCGUGAUCCUCGGCUGCCACGCCUACAGCGCCACCUGGGGGCGCAGGGUGAACAACGACUUCCUCCUCUCCCGCACCAGGGAAGUGCGCAAUCCCAUCAAGAACAACUACUGGAACGUGAACGUGAACUACCCCGCCGGAUUCUACAACAUCUCCGCGGUGAUCGUGUACGACAACUUCAAGAACAACUCCGGCGCAUCUCCCAGCCUCUACUCCGGCGGUCCGGGCUACCGAUUCGCCACCGUGAAUCUCCGUGGCCAGGUCAACCGCGGCAUCGACUCCACUGUCGAGGUCUGGGGUCGUUAAGUGAUCCUGGGAGUCUCUUGUAACCGCAUGGAAGUCCCACUAAAACAUAGAAGCUAUAAGAAGAGCCCGUUACUUGGAAGAAUUCAAAUAAAAUAUGUAAAAAGUAUAAUUAAAGGGUGAAUUCAUAUGUAAA
Drosophila yakuba is the source of this 507-nucleotide messenger RNA. RefSeq lists its product as uncharacterized. NCBI's taxonomy places the organism in Eukaryota, Metazoa, Arthropoda, Insecta, Diptera, Drosophilidae. The transcript has a single exon. The record is from RefSeq and is a predicted model, not a curated record. The coding region runs from base 36 to 374 and encodes 112 amino acids.